AUGGCCCUGCUGUGUGUGGUUGUGGCCUUUGCCCUGACUCUGCUAGGCCCCUGCCCCAGUGUGUGUGCCCCUCAGGGGGGGGCGGAGCCAGACGAACAGCCCUAUGACCUGGAUGACUUUGAUAUGAAUGGAGAGACAGACUGGGAAAACUUGGACCUCAAUGGAGAAAACUAUGACUAUGAAGACCUAGACCAAGAGAUCGAGUUGGGGACGGUGGCCCCCCCUGCUCCUGAGACCCCUCCCCCGGCCAACAUGCCCCCUCCUGAGUAUGAGGAGGAGAUGACCCUGUCCCCCAGGCCGACCCCUCCCCUGGCUCCAGUAACUCUGGACUUCAAAGGACCAGGCCUGUUUGGACCCGACACUGGCCUGGGUAUGCCUACAUGUUUGCUGUGUGUGUGCAUCAGUGGAAGUGUGUAUUGUGAUGAUGCUAACCUGGAGCAGAUUCCUCCACUGCCUAAAGAUACCACACACUUCUACGGACGCUUCAACAGUAUCAGACACAUCAAGAACACUGACUUCAUCAACCUCAACAAGCUGAAGAGCAUCGACUUAACAGGGAACCAGAUCUCUGGGGUGGAUGAAGAUGCAUUCCGCCCCCUACCACAGCUCCAGGACAUCCUGUUGGCUGAUAACAACCUGCAGGCGUUGCCAGAGCUCCCACCCACCCUCAGAUACAUCGAUGUGCGCAACAACAGACUGAUCAGCAAUGGACUACAUACAGAUGGGUUUAAGGAGAUGAGCCUGCUCGAGUUCCUGUAUCUGUCUGAUAACAAUCUGGACUACAUCCCCGUCCCACUACCUGAGAGCCUCCGAGUACUACACCUGCAGAACAACAACAUCCAGAAUCUUCAUGUGGACACAUUCUGUAACAGCCACGACCGUAACUACAUACGACGCUCCCUGGAGGACAUCAGGCUGGAUGGAAACCCUGUCAACAUCAACCUGUACGCCUCCUCCUACAUCUGCCUGCCUCGUCUGCCUAUCGGGAGCCACUGA
Messenger RNA from Salvelinus namaycush (lake trout), 996 nucleotides. It is a transcript of the gene optc, whose product is annotated as opticin. The transcript is spliced from 6 exons. NCBI's taxonomy places the organism in Eukaryota, Metazoa, Chordata, Actinopteri, Salmoniformes, Salmonidae. Gene Ontology annotation, molecular function: protein binding. The coding region runs from base 1 to 996 and encodes 331 amino acids. The record is from RefSeq and is a predicted model, not a curated record.